AUGGCGGACCAAAUCUCCGCUGUUCCGCACAUUCACCAACCCUUCCCCACCGCCGAACACUUACAGUUUCUCGAUGAAAUCAACUACGAUGGCGGCGACAAUCCUUCCCUCGACGAUCUCAUAGACGGAAUGCUCGAGGAUUUGAGCGGCGGCAACAUCGCCGCCGGUAAUCAAAGCGCCGAUUCUCCUCAAUUUCAUUCCGCUAACGAAAAUUCGAGCCACGGAACCGCGCAAUUUGCCGGUUUUCCUCCACAGCCGGCCUUUGGAAACCCGGUCCGUAUCCCGGUCUGGCCGGUUCCGCCGGCUCCGUACAAUUGCAGUUGUUGCCAAACGCUCAGAGAUAUUUUCCAUGUCAAUGGGUGUCAAGUGUUCAAGCUUGGAAUUCAUGGAAGAUUAGGCAUCAUAAGCCAUGCUGUGCUUGAGAGAUAUGACAACAAUCAAACACCUCAAAAUCAUGAAUUUUAUAUGUUUGAUUUCUGCAACGAAGGUAUGGAAAAUGUGAAGCAAUUCUUGAUUCAAUACUGCAAUGAACGAGCACUAGAAGGCUGUACAAUGCUGCAAGAUCCUCUCUCCACCUUCUACGACGCGUUGCUCACCGGAAACACCCACGCGGGCCAAGAAAUCCCGGAAGAUGAAGAGGAAGACGCGAAUGGGGUGAAUCCACCUAAGAGCUACAUCGCUUCACAGAGGGAGAGAGCAGGGAAGAUGAAAUUCAAAGAUUUGGCUAAGUAUUUCCAUCUCCCAAUCAAUGAUGCGGCUAAGGAGAUGAAGCUUUGCGCUUCUGCAAUCAAGGGUAUUUGUAGAAAGGAAGGCAUGGAAAGGUGGCCUUAUAGAAAGAUAAAGAGCCUCAAGAACGAGAUAGCGAAGGUGUCGAAGAGCAUCAGCUCGGCUGGUGGGGCCGAGAGAUCGCGCCUCGUAGGGGAGAAGCAGCGCCUCGAAGGAGAGCUUGCCGCCUUCUAUCAAGAGAAGUAGUUGGUGAUAGUUGGAAUAGCUCAGAUGGUUAUUUAUGCAUAAAGAUUAU
Molecule: messenger RNA, 1021 nt
Organism: Salvia splendens (bonfire salvia)
Lineage: Eukaryota; Viridiplantae; Streptophyta; Magnoliopsida; Lamiales; Lamiaceae
Exons: 6
Coding region: 1-972 (323 amino acids)
Molecular function (GO): DNA-binding transcription factor activity
Source: RefSeq, a predicted model, not a curated record